This is a messenger RNA of Prunus mume (Japanese apricot), 833 nucleotides long. RefSeq names its product 1-cysteine peroxiredoxin 1 (gene PER1). Gene Ontology annotation, cellular component: cytosol; mitochondrion. Gene Ontology annotation, molecular function: peroxiredoxin activity. The record is from RefSeq and is a predicted model, not a curated record. Lineage: Eukaryota; Viridiplantae; Streptophyta; Magnoliopsida; Rosales; Rosaceae. Gene Ontology annotation, biological process: cellular oxidant detoxification; cell redox homeostasis.
AAAUCCCUUACAAACGAAGUGCUGCGAAAAUGCCUGGCCUAACCAUCGGAGACACACUCCCAAACGUUGAAGCUGAGAGCACCCAUGGAAAGAUCAAGCUUCACGACUACAUCGGUGAUAGCUGGGCCAUUAUUUUCUCUCACCCGGGCGAUUUUACGCCGGUGUGCACGACUGAGCUCGGGAAGAUGGCCGAAUACGCUAUGCAAUUUCAAGAGAGAGGGGUGAAGCUUGUGGGUUUGUCCUGCGAUGACGUCCAGUCACACCUUGAGUAUAUCAAGGACAUCGAAGCCUUCAGCACCUGCGGGCGGAAAGUGGAGUUUCCGAUUCUGGCAGAUCCGACCCGAGAGAUCAUCAAGCAACUUAACAUGGUGGACCCUGACAUGAAGGACUCAUCAGGAAACCCGGUUCCGUCUCGUGCCCUUCAUAUUGUGGGCCCUGACAAGAGGGUGAAGUUGAGCUUUCUGUACCCCGCGACCACAGGGCGGAACAUGGACGAGGUGCUGAGGGGGCUGGAGUCGAUGCAGAUGGCGAGCAAGAAGAAGAUCGCAACCCCGGCGAACUGGAAGCCAGGCGAGCCGGUGGUCAUAUCUCCUUCUGUGUCUCAGGAGGAGGCUAAAAAAAUGUUCCCUCAGGGCUACAAGACCAUGGACCUGCCAUCCAAGAAGGAGUACCUGCGUUUUACUACUGUUUGAUUUUAAUUAUGAACCCUAAUCUAAAAAGUCUCAACAAGUAAUAUAUGUAUGUGUCUUUUGUGUUUUGUGGCUAGUAGUAGCGUCUAAAUAUGUAGUGCCUAUGUGUGCCAAAUCUAUGUGAUAUAUAUAGGCUUUUUAUCA